This is a messenger RNA of Harpia harpyja (harpy eagle), 9321 nucleotides long. RefSeq names its product PR/SET domain 15 (gene PRDM15). The coding region runs from base 2402 to 5470 and encodes 1022 amino acids. Gene Ontology annotation, cellular component: cytoplasm; nucleus. NCBI's taxonomy places the organism in Eukaryota, Metazoa, Chordata, Aves, Accipitriformes, Accipitridae. The record is from RefSeq and is a predicted model, not a curated record. The transcript is spliced from 23 exons. Gene Ontology annotation, biological process: cell fate commitment; regulation of transcription by RNA polymerase II. Gene Ontology annotation, molecular function: RNA polymerase II cis-regulatory region sequence-specific DNA binding; histone deacetylase binding; DNA-binding transcription factor activity.
GAAGCAAAAGAAGUUGUUCUCAUUAUUGUGAGUCUUUACGACUGAUUAGGGGUAAUGCUUCUGUCAGAAAAUCUGUGACAGCACAGCAGAAACAUUCACGCUUGCCAAAAGAAACAAAUAGACUAAAUCUAGUUAGGAGAAAACAACACUGAGUAGUGAUUUUUACAGAGAAAGGCAAUCAGGCAUUGUCAGCAAAAUUCGUAUUAAGGUGUAAAAUGUAAGGCUAAGGAAAAGAAACAACUAUUGUGAAGAUGCAGUACAAAUCCAAAAAGGGAAGAGAGUUCAAAUGACUUCAUGUGUUAUACAAUGUGCUUAGGGCUUCCAUAUUUCUUUGUGGGAAGUCAUGGACAGAAAACUCGGGCACGUGGGCAGCAAGUCUGACACAUACUGGAUACGUAGGCCAUACUGUGUAUUCCUAGGAUCAUUUUGUAACAAAUACUGAAUGUGCUGGGUCUGCCGCCUGGGUGCCAUGACGCCUCUCUGCCUGGGAAGGAUGCUCUUGGUGUCCCACAGUGUAAACUGGCUGCACGUGUGCAGGAGCCGUAGCUGUUUUUCUGGGCCUUCCCAGAAAAGGAAGCUCCCUGCAGCACCUGCCAGGCACCGCCUUCCUGUGCCUGGAAACCUGCCAUGGAUCAUCUUCUGCAGCAAGUGUUAAUGGGGACUACUGUCUUCACAGCCCUGACACUAGAGGUGCUUCGUUCUUGAGGGUAAUUUCAAAAUGCCCAUAGGAAUAAUAGAAACUAGUCAUGGAGGUGCUUUUCUUAUACACAGAUACUGGGCAGUGCAGUAAGUUUCUAGCCCAUACUAAACAGAUUCAGUGAAAAGUUAAACUAUUAUUUCUUACCUUUUAUCUUUUUUUCUUUUUUUGCCUUGCAAUUUAAUGCUCAUAUUGAUUUGUAUGGUGGAAAAUUACCAUACUGUCCAGAUGUUCCUACUGUGAACAUUUGCAAAUAUGGUGCAUGUACCGGGUUUCAGCCUUCUUUUGACAUGCAGAUGCUGUUUUCCCUAGUGGAAGUGUGGGCUGCUGGGUAGUGGAUUUGAAAGCAGAGUUUUAAAAUGGCUGUGUUACAGAAAAAUGUAUUUAUUUUCCUGAAGAGUUUACAGCUGAAAACAGGCAAGAUAAGAAAGGGAAAGAAGAAAUAUAGUUGCAGCCUUUAUUUUACAUCUGGGGAACAGUAGCUGAGAGAGUAAGUUGUCUGAGGUUGAGGGCAAGUUUAACCACAAACUGGAUAUGAAUCUAUUAAAAACCAGUCUAGCUGCUUAACCACAUGAUCAUUGUUUCAUCUGUCCUACUGCAAAGGUAAAAUGGAUGCUUUAUGGUUAGAAAAGAAGUGUUAAAUAUCUGAACUUCACUGUCUCUAAGAUUGCAUAUUCUGUUAUUAAAACUGAAAGCAUUUUUUCAAUUCAUUUGUUUAUCACUAUGAUUGCAAUCUUUUUGUAUUUCUCUUCGUCUAGACAGGGAAGUGGAUCUGCCAAGGUCAGCUUCUAUAGAGUAGUCAGUAGCCUGUCUGAUUAUUUUUAGCUUUUCAUCCAUUAGCACAGACCUGAAAAAACAGGGUUACGUUUGGUGUCUGUAGAACCAAUAUGGUGGUUCCAGUCAUUUGGAAGAUGUUCUUUGUGUAUCGUAUGUAGUAACAAUAUUUACUACGUGUAGUUCUUCUCAGAAGCUUGUUUGGUGAAUGAGAGAGGCUGGGAGCACAGAAGCACUUGUGAUCAAUGUAUCAAUGUUUGCAAUAAGGGAGUUAGAAGACAGAAGGGAAACUUCCAGGGCUUUCAUCUUAAGGGCUAUGAUCAGCAUAAGUAUAUAAGGUGUUAAUUUGGGGAGGGGUAUAGGUUGUUUUUUAAAAUAAGCAUGAUCAUAACCAGAGAUCUGUAGAGCCAUAGGAUCAUUCAUUUUGGAAGAGGUCUCAGAAUAUUCCAGUCAGAACUAACAUCCAGGCUGAACUGCUUAUUUUCCAUUUUUAUUCAUAUUGUCUCUUCUGCUCUUGCCGUGAGCCCCUGGGAAGAGCCUGACUCCUCUGUCUCAGUGAUGUCCCUGUAGGUGUGCACAGGUGGCUGUUUGGGCCCCCACAGCUGUCUCUUCCCCAGGCUGAUCAAGCUCUGCUUCCCCAGCCUCUCCUCACAAGAUCAUCUCUCCCUUCUAAUUUGGAGAUAAGGCAAUUGGAAGAUGGGACUGAAGGAGUGUUUGCUCUGACUCAGCUAGUGAAACGUACACAGUUUGGCCCAUUUGAAUCCAAGAGAGUUGCCAAGCUGGAAAAAGAAUCAGUUUUUCCCCUGAAGCUGUUCCAGAAGGAUGGGCCCCUGGUAUAUUUUGACACCUCGAAUGAAGAUGAUUGCAACUGGAUGAUGAUGGUGCGACCAGCCACUGAAUAUGAGCAUCAAAAUUUAACUGCCUUCCAGCAUGACAAUGAUAUUUACUUCACCACCUCCCGGGACAUCCCACCAGGAACUGAGCUGCGAGUGUGAUGUGUGUUUGGUAGUGAUGGAAUCUGAUAAAGAGGGGAAUAAAAUCUCUUCAAAACCUUCGUCUGCUGUCUUCCCCCAUAAAAAAACGAAGAAAUCCAGCAUACCAGCAGCUGAUCCAGCAGUGAAUGCUCCAGAAGGCACUGGAUUUGCAGAAGCAGAGUCCAGCCAGUGGACGUGUAAAGUGUGUUCAUCUGCCUUCCAGGAGCCUCAGCUGCUCACAGAACACUUGCUGAGUCACCUGGAACAAGCUAAAGGUGCCCGCCAAACCAGCCAAAAUGGGGCUGUUGCAGAGAAAGCAGCAGAGGGUCCCCCUGUGGAUCAGCCAGUGAUUUGUGAUGCAGCCAGUGCCAGUACAGACUCAAGGAGGAAGGCCAGGCGGGGAAGAAAGCCCAAAACAGCAAAAGCAGAAACACCUCUCGUCGUUGUUGAAGAGAAGGAUUCUGCAGUGGAACGUGUAGCUGAUGUUGUAACGGAGGUCCCACCAGAAGAGGUAGCCUUGCCUUCAGCUGCAGAAGAGAGGAUUAUGGAAUUGGUUUUAGGAAAGAUGCCUAGCACCACAAAUAGCAUCAGUUCAGUGACAAAUAGGUUUGCUCAUCACCAAAACACCAUGUCCCUCAAAAGAAGUUUAAUUCUCUCCAGUAGACAUGGUAUACGGCGGAAGCUGAUAAAACAACUUGGGGAGCACAAGAGAGUCUAUCAAUGCAGUAUCUGCAGUAAGAUCUUCCAGAACAGCAGCAACCUCAGCAGGCACAUCCGUUCUCAUGGUGACAAACUAUUUAAAUGUGAGGAAUGCGCAAAGCUGUUCAGCCGUAAAGAGAGCUUGAAGCAGCAUGUUUCAUACAAGCACAGCAGGAACGAAGUUGAUGGUGAGUACAGAUACAAGUGCACCACGUGUGAAAAGGCCUUUCGGAUAGAGAGUGCAUUGGAAUUCCAUAACUGCAGGACAGAUGACAAGACGUUCCAAUGUGAGAUGUGUUUCAGAUUCUUUUCUACAAACAGUAAUCUUUCAAAACACAAAAAAAAGCAUGGGGAUAAGAAGUUUGCAUGUGAAAUCUGCAAUAAAAUGUUCUACCGGAAGGAUGUCAUGCUAGACCAUCAAAGACGACACUUGGAAGGGGUGAGGCGUGUGAAAAGAGAAGACUUUGAGCACAGCACAGAAAACAUGGUUCGCUACAAGAAGGAGCCUUCGGGAUGCCCUGUGUGCGGGAAGGUAUUUUCAUGUAGGAGCAAUAUGAACAAACACCUUUUAACACAUGGAGACAAGAAAUACACUUGUGAAAUCUGUGGACGUAAAUUUUUCAGGGUGGAUGUGUUGAGAGAUCAUAUUCAUGUCCAUUUUAAGGACAUAGCACUAAUGGAUGAUCACCAGAGAGAAGAGUUCAUUGGUAAAAUUGGAAUCUCAUCAGAGGAAAACGAUGACAACUCUGAUGAAAGUGCAGAUUCUGAGCCUCACAAGUAUAGCUGCAAAAGGUGCCAGUUGACUUUCGGCAGAGGGAAGGAGUACCUGAAGCACAUAAUGGACGUGCACAAGGAGAAAGGCUAUGGCUGUAGCAUUUGUAAUCGACGUUUUGCCUUGAAGGCAACUUACCAUGCACACAUGGUCAUUCAUCGGGAGAACCUGCCUGAUCCUAAUGUGCAGAAAUACAUCCAUCCAUGUGAAAUCUGUGGAAGGAUUUUUAACAGUAUAGGAAAUCUGGAAAGACAUAAGCUUAUACAUACAGGUGUAAAAAGUCAUGCUUGUGAGCAAUGUGGCAAAUCAUUUGCUAGAAAAGACAUGUUAAAAGAACAUAUGCGAGUCCAUGAUAAUAUCCGAGAAUACUUGUGUGCAGAAUGUGGCAAAGGAAUGAAGACAAAACAUGCACUUCGUCACCACAUGAAACUUCACAAAGGGAUUAAAGAAUAUGAAUGCAAGGAAUGUCACCGAAAAUUUGCACAGAAAGUCAACAUGCUGAAGCAUUACAAAAGACACACGGGAAUCAAAGAUUUCAUGUGUGAGCUCUGUGGCAAGACAUUUAGUGAGAGAAAUACAAUGGAGACUCAUAAGUUGAUUCAUACAGUAGGAAAACAGUGGACAUGUUCAGUCUGUGAUAAGAAAUAUGUCACUGAUUACAUGCUACAGAAGCACAUCCAGCUCACUCAUGAUAAGGUAGAAGCCCAGAGCUGUCAGCUGUGUGGGACAAAAGUUUCUACCAGAGCAUCCAUGAGUCGACAUAUGAGGCGUAAACAUCCAGAGAUUCUUUCGGUGAGGAUUGGUGAUUUAGAGCAGCUGCCAGAGACAACUACCAUUGAUGCCUCCUCAAUUGGGAUUGUUCAGCCGGAAUUAGCCUUGGAACAGGGAGAAUUACCAGAAGGGAAGCAGCAUAUGAAAGCUUCUAAACGUGGCCAGAAACGAAAACAAAAGUCAGGUGAGGAGGAGGAAGCUCAAGUGCCUGAGGAACCUGCCUUCAGUGAAUACACAGAGAAGGAAGGUGAAUUCACAGGGAAUGUUGGAGAUGAGACUAAUUCAGCUGUACAGAGCAUCCAGCAGGUGGUGGUGACCCUUGGUGGCCCAAAUGUCACAGCCCCUUCCAGUUCUGUGGGGCUGACAAAUAUCACUGUUACCCCCAUUACAACAGCAGCUGGAACCCAAUUCACAAACCUCCAGCCAGUGGCUGUGGGCCAUCUGACUGCACCUGAACGCCAGUUACAGCUGGACAACUCAAUUCUCACCGUGACGUUUGACACCGUCAGUGGUUCUGCUAUGCUGCACAAUCGCCAAAAUGACAUUCAGAUCCAGCCGCAGCCAGAGGCAGCCAAUCCUCAGUCUGUGGCCCAUUUUAUAAACCUGGCCACCUUGGUGAACUCCAUUGCUCCUCUAGGGAACCAGAUAACAGAACAGCAUCCUCUGACAUGGAGGUCAGUGCCUCAGACUGAUGUCUUGCAGUCCCAGGCACAGCCAACGCAACAGCAGUCAGGACAGCAACAGGUUCAAACAGAGCAACAACAACAGAUGUAUAGCUACUAAUUUAUACUUCGAAAAGUUUUGAAGUGGACAGUACUUAGAGACAAAAACACACAGAUGUUUGGAAAAUUUCUAAUAGGAUUGUUUGCUGGAUACCAAACAGAGAUGGGAAAAUGUUUAUACAAUGAAAUGUAAGCUAAAAUUGGCAUAGCACCCUGCAACACCCUGAUCUUGAGAUUCUCACGCUGUCUCUAGACCUUGCAUUGUCUUAGAAAAAAGAAAAAAAUCUUACCAUAAAUUUAGCACCCCCUUGCACUAUGUAUUUCAUGCAGUAAGAUUGAGAUUUGACAGGAGCAUCAUAAUAUAUCUUAACCAGAGCAGGGAAAUCCUAAAUAUUAUGACACUUACACUUGAUUUACAAAACCCUUUCAGCCAUACCAUGUCACUUCUUUCCAGUCUGGAAAUUACAUAUGAAGACCUUGUUCACUUUGAGGUGGAAUGCAUUUGUGGUCAGCUGGUAAAGACCGAAAUGUAAAGACACAAAUGGGCAAAACAAUAAUUGUCUUGGUUUUUAUCUUCUUUAGGUCUUGUAUUUAACAACAUCGGUAAAGUAGGUGGAGGUUGGGGCUUUGGGGUGGGGAUAAGUGUGGUGUGGAAGAAAAUACAUGAAUUUCAUAAAGUAUUUCCAUUUUAGUCAUGGGAAAAACCCUGUACCCAUAACACAGUGUUAGUGCUACUUGAAUCAGAUAGCUGGUCUAAUGCUAAAGCAACUUUUAUGGUCUUCUAGUCAAGUUUGACUCAAACCAGUUAUGAACUGAAAAAAAAGAAUGUGAUACAGUUUUAUGUAAUUUUUCAAAACUGCUCUUUCAAUCUUGCUUUUAGCUAAUAGGUCUGAAGAGCAAUCAGUCCCCUUUGAUCAAGUUCAGGAUGUGAUUUUUUUUCAAUUAGUCGUCUUUCAUCAUGUAAUAAACAUUUGAGAAAGCAUUCUUUUUUAUAUAUAUAUACAUAUAUAUAUAUAUAGCCUUUGUACUUACUGUGUGUUCCUGGUGAGUAUUGGUGUGAAAAAGUUAUCAAUAUGAUUCAUUAAUUUUUUCAUCUCCAUAUUGCCCUUUCUCACAGAAAUAACGUAUGGAUUCUAUUCCUUCUCUUUCCAAAACUGUUUUCAAAAUUUGUAGCCACACACAAGAUUGUGUGAAAUGCAAGAAAAAAGAAUGUCUGAAGCAUAUUCUGCCACAUGGAGGCAGUAUGCCCUAGUGUAUAAUGGACAAGGUGUGCAUGACUGUUGGGGAUAUAAGUAGUGGGUUGGGUCAAAUACAUCAUUGCUGAUACAAUGCUUUCAUUCCAUUCUCCAUACAUUGAUGUGCAGUCUGGACUUUUGCAUGUCAAGAAGAUAGUGUCUUUCCCACAGAGAAAAAGCAGCUUAUAUCAAAAAGGAAUAAACUAAAAGAAAAAUGUUGCUGCCUGGAAUCCUGAAAGGCAAAUCUGUCCUUCCAGCUGUGGCUGAAGAACAAGGUCCUUUGGGGCACCAGACUGAGCCACAGAACCGUGCUAAAGAUUUUUGCUGAGGAUAAAGCAGCUGCUGUGUUUGACAGUGAAGAUAGAUUAAUGGUUGUAAAAAUCCUGUCUGUGCCUAUCAUAUUUAUGAAAAUGUUUUAUGUAUUAGCAAAAAUAUGAGUAGGAAUGACUUAAGCUUUGAAAGUCUGUAUUAACAUGGACUACUUGACCCCUGAAGGAUGCCUUAUAAUCUCUACAACAAAUUCUUCCAAAGUAUAAAUGUCUGGAUAUUAAAGUUAACCUCCAGUGGUUUUCUUGGUGCCAUAGCAGUGUCCAGAGGCUCACUAUGCUAGGCUCUGUGUAAAGCUUAGUUGCAACAGGACAUGUAUAGGAAAGGGGUUUCUGGUGACAGAUUUUGUGUGUCAGAGGAGCAGAACUACUUUUCUGUAAACAUCAGCAAGCCUGUAGAAUGUCUGCAUGGGAGGGACCUAUAUUUGGUGGGAAAAAGAUGCAUAUCAGAAAGAGAAAAUAUCUUCUACCAGUGUGGGAAAGAGAAUUUUUCAUUCCCUAGCCCCUUCUGCCUUCCUCAGAUCCUUUUCACACAAUACCAUGAGAUCCUGUAGUUUUAUUAGCCACCUAAUCCCGAGAAGUGCAGUUUUAUGUCCCUCUUAUCUGGAUUAUUUCACCACUGGCUUGAGCCAGUUAAGUUUCUCCUCAGCUGUCCUGUCCACAAAUGCUUCCCCUUCACACCAAACCCACUAGCCAAGAGAAAGCUAGGUUUUAUUUAUGAAAAUAAAUGAUGUUGUUUAUGUACUUGAAGCUUCCCCCUGCCCCCCCGUGUUUGGUGCCUAAUUGGUAAAGGCACAUUAUCUUUUGGCAGGGUACUCCGGAGGGGAAAAAAAAAAGGGGGGGGGUCGGAGAGGAAAGCAAAUGGAGAGGUCCUAGGUCAAGUUGUUAUGGUAAAUAAAAGAUGGCUACCAUCUAAAAAAAUACAUAUGUAUAUGUACACACACACGGAGGGUUACAGUGCUGCAUAUAGAGUUUCUACAAGGUCAGGGUUUUGUUUAGACAUACAUAAAUGGUGAUUAAGCUUUUAAGUGGGGAAGAAGAGGUUUUUUGCCUUAGCUGCAGAGUGAAUACAUCUGCUCUAUGUGAAUACUACUGAUAGUAGCAUUCAUGAUGCAUUGAAUCAACCUGAGUCAUUUUAACAUGUAAUUAUCUAUCUGAUAAGAAUUGCAUAUGGAGGUAAACAACCCUUACAGAGACCUCUGACUUCACAAAACCUCUUUAUCCUAAUGUGAUCCUCUGGUAUUCUGUACUUUUAUGCUGCCUAGCAUCCCUCCCACACUAACUGGCCUGCAUAAUCCCAUCCAGGCAGGUUAGCAUUUUACCUUUCUGAUAAUGAUUGAUUCUAGCUAAUUUAAAAAGGAACGAUCACAUAAUAAAUACUUGCAUGUUGGUGGUCACAUAGAACAGAAAUGUCUCUCCAGUCUCUCAGUAUCCCCAAAUCAUAGAGCAGCCCAGGUUGGAAGGGACCUCAGAAGAUCAUCCGGUCCGGCCUUUUUUGGGAAAGGGAGCUUAGAUGAGAUUAUCUAGCACCUUGUCCAAUUGCACCUUUAAAACCUCCAGUGACAGGGACUCUACCAUGUCCCUGGGGAGGUUGUUGCAGUGGAUUAUUGUUCUUACUGUAAAAAUUAUCUUAAAUAAUAUUCUGCUUUAGGAGGGAAAAAUAUAACCACUGGAAGGGCUUUGACUAGGCCAGGCAAUAGAAAGUUCUCUAAAAGCUAAUCUUCCCCAGAGCAGUCCUUUUGGAAAUGAGCUUGACUCUCCCUGCAACCAUUGCUAUGGUACCUCAUCAUCUCUCAGUGUGAUUUUAUUAUUACUAUUGUUAUUAACAUCCCUAUAAGAACGCAACUGUAUCUUGGGUGUGCUGCAACAUGAAACAUUUCAAAACAAAUUAUUCUGGUUUUGUUUCAAACAAAUUGUUUUGUUUCAAACAAAUUAUUUUGUUUGGAGAAGUUGGAAAUUGAUACCUUUUCAGAUAGAGCUUACCUUGGAGAACUAUUGACUGCCAGCUGCCCUCCCAACAAAGCCUUUUUCGGAUGAAUACCAAAGUUAUACUGAUGCUGUUUCAAACUGCACAAGAAAUAAAACUACGUAAGGGAUGUGCAAUCUAAAUUUCCUUUGCCAAUUUGUUACUAGCCUUUUCAGCUAUAGGAUGUGAAGGUUAUUGUUUUCAGCCACGUGUUGGAGAUUUUGCAUAACAACUGUUCAGUAACAAACUGGAAUUAGUUUGAGCCAAAGGAGUGAUGUUGUGUAGUAUUCUGUGUAUUGUCAUUGUUUAUUGCUAAGACUAUUAUUUAAUUGAAUGCUGUUUGUGGCACAUGGGCUCUGAAGUAAAGGAGCAUCAAGGUACAGAA